Messenger RNA from Mustela lutreola (European mink), 3878 nucleotides. It is a transcript of the gene LRRC2, whose product is annotated as leucine rich repeat containing 2. Lineage: Eukaryota; Metazoa; Chordata; Mammalia; Carnivora; Mustelidae. The coding region runs from base 224 to 1339 and encodes 371 amino acids. The record is from RefSeq and is a predicted model, not a curated record. Gene Ontology annotation, molecular function: protein binding. The transcript has 9 exons.
CUAAGCCAAAGGCAGAGGCCUUAACCCGCUGAGCCACCCAGGGUGCCCCUCUUCUUCAGAUUUUAGUAAAUAAUCUCUACACCCAAGGAGGGGCUCGAGCUUACAACACCGAGGUCAAGAGUCACAUGUUCUGCAGACGGAGCCAACCGGGCGCCCCUGGAAGUUCUUUCUGGACACAGCCAAGAGAUGCAGCAUCUGCACACAGUAAUUUCAUGCUCCCAAAAUGGGACACAAAGUGGUCGUGUUCGACAUUUCUGUCAUCAGAGCCUUGUGGGAGACGCGCGUCAAGAAGCACAAAGCUUGGCAGAAGAAGGAGACAGAAAGGCUCGAGAAAAGUGCAUUGGAAAAGAUAAAGGAGGAGUGGAACUUCGUGGCCGAGUGCAGGAGGAAAGGCAUCCCCCAGGCUACAUACUGCAAGAAUGGCUUCGUAGACACCAGCGUGAGGCUUCUGGAAAAGAUCGAAAGGAACACUUACGCGAGGCAGAGUUCGCUUUCCAAGGAGAGAGACAAACGGAGGAGUCCGUUUGUGUUGGAGCUUUCAGGGGAGCAGUGGACGGAGCUGCCGGAUUCACUGAAGGAGCAGACGCACUUGCAAGAAUGGCACAUCACUAAUACCCUGAUUCAAAUCAUUCCUACCUACAUUGAGCUGUUUCAAGCGAUGAGAAUUCUAGAUCUGCCAAAAAACCAAAUCUCCCGUCUUCCGGCUGAAAUUGGUCGCUUGAAGAAUCUGAAAGAACUCAAUGUGAGCUUCAACCUUCUGAGAAGCAUCCCUCCAGAAUUGGGGGACUGUGAAAAUCUAGAGAAACUGGAUUGUUCUGGAAACCUAGAAUUAACGGAGCUCCCCUUUGAAUUAAGUAACUUGAAGCAAGUUACAUUUGUAGAUAUCUCAGCAAACAAGUUUGCCAGUGUCCCGAUCUGUGUCCUGAGGAUGUGUAAUUUGCAGUGGUUGGAUAUCAGCAACAAUAUCCUGAAUGACCUGCCCCAAGAUAUAGACAGGCUAGAAGAACUGCAGACUUUUCUCUUGUAUAAGAACAAGCUGACCUAUCUUCCUUAUGCCUUGCUUAACCUAAAGAAGCUCACCUUGCUAGUCGUCAGUGGGGACCAUUUGGUGGAGUUCCCGACUGCCCUGUGUGACUCAUCCACACCUUUAAAAUUUGUAAGCCUUAUGGACAAUCCUCUUGAUAAUACCCAGUGUCAAGAUGGCGUUGAAGUGAUGGAAAGUGAACGAGAUCGUCAAUGCUUUGAUAAAGAAUUUUUGAAAGCCUAUCUUGAAGAUGUUAAAGAAAGAGAAUCUGUUCCCAGCUAUACCACCAAAGUAUCUUUUAGCCUUCAGCUUUGAUACCAUCCAUCAGAAGACUGCAGAAUCUCCCUGUGCUGCUGAGCUAUAAAUCUUGGUGUCCUCGAAUAAUGGUUUGCGCUUAAGGACAAAGUCUAGAAACCACAGUCCUAGUUAGGAAAAAUGAUUUUCAGAUUUCACAUUUGUGAAUACUUCUCUCAGUGGACUGGAGAAUUGAUAAAUGGGUUUAUAUAUAAAGGUUCAUUUACAUAUACCUUUUUUUUCCCAAAUAAUGCACCUUUAAUAUUUUAGAAAAUGUGUUAUUUUUUUUAAAUUAAAACCUAGAGACCAAAAUCUGAAGUUGAUUGCACUGUUUUUAGGAAUCCAGGGAUAAAGGGGUUGUAAAAAGAGUAUUUAUAUGGGACUAGCCAAAUGAGAUUUUAUUUUGAAAGAGUUUUAAUGAAUUAUUUCUUUUAUUGAGAAAAGCUUCCCUUGGAUUAAUACAAAUUGCUAUUUUCAUAUGUUUUAAUUGUAUUUUCUAAGUGUAGGGUCUUAGGAAACACUUUAAGUAUAAUUUGGGCAUUGAAGGUAGAAAGAAGGGCUGGAUUGUCUGCUCUUGUAUUGGGCACAGGACACUCAGAUGGUGCGCUGGUGGUUUUCACAGAGGCGUUGUGGUCCUGGCUGGUCCUGGGAAGACUUACAUGAUCUACAUGGAUGGUCUUCUUAUCCUGAGUGGGUACUUCAUGGGUCUCAGGACAUACCUUAGAACAGGGAGCAGAGACAGCACCCUCAGGGACCCCUCCUCCAAGGUGGCUGUGCAAGGUAGCAGGGAUGACUAGUCUGUACCAGUGAGGACGCCCUAGCAAAACUUCCUGACAGGUGCCACAGGAGGCUCUGCCCAGGCCAUCAUGCUGCAGCCCACAGGGAGCUCAUGAGACUGUUUUUUGUUGGCAAAGAUGGGAGUCAUGAUAGGGCUUUGGACUCCUACAUCAUAUCAUCUGAUUUGGAGAGAAAUUGUACAAAUAUUUAUUCUUAUACCACUGUUUUAGGCUAGAGGAAACAGGAUUGUAAGUAGAAGAUAAGUCUUAAUGAACAGUUUCUGUGAUUAAGAAAGAAAAAGUGCAUAUAUUCACGUUUAUUCCUAUAUGAAUUGACUCCCACAUGGUCUAAUUCAGUGCCAUCCAGUAGAAUUUUCUGCAGUGAUGGAAAUGUUCUGUAUCUGCACUGUCCAGAUGUAGUGACCACCAGACAUACAUGCUUUUUGACUAAUUGGAUAAUGACUGAUAUAACUGAAGAACUUUUAAUUAAUUAAGGAUUUUUUUUUAGAUUUUAUUUAUUUAUUUGACAGAGAGAGAUCACAAGUAGGCAGAGAGGCAGGCAGAGAGAGAGAGGAGGAAGCAGGCUCCCUGCUGAGUGGAGAGCCCGAUGCGGGGCUCGAUCUCAGGACCCCAGGAUCAUGACCUGAGCUGAAGGCAGAGGCUUUAACCCUCUGAGCCACCCAGGUGCCCCUAAUUAAGGAUUUUUAAUUAAAUUUAAAUUUGGAUUGCCACAGGGGGGUGCCAUACUGGACACAUAAGUCCAGACAGUUGGGUUUUGGGGGAAGAAACGAAGGGUGUUUUUUUUUCUUUUAUCUGAACAACAAUCUGCCCCAAAGGGGCCACUAUUGACACCCUCCAUAUUUUGUCUUGGUAGAUUUAAUCAUAAUUCCCAGUGUUUUGUCCUCAGCAGAUGCAAACCAAGCAGAGCAUUCUAAAACCAUAUGGUAGUGCUUCAGCAGAGGAUUGCCUCAAGUUAUAAACAAACUCUGAGAAGUAGGUUAAGAGAUGAAAAGAGUAGGAAGAUGAGAAAUCACUUCAGCUGAACCUCCAACAAUUGUAUUCUUUCAAGUCUUCAAAAAUGGCAUUGAAAUUUAUUAGUUGUAUUACUUAAGUGAUUUUGAAAUUUCAUUUCAUGCCAAUGUAUACAUUAUAUUUAGCCAAAUGGAAAAUGAAUCUUAAAAAGGGACAAAUAGGGGCUUUCACAUAAGUUGUCCAUGACCUAUGUAAAACUUAUUUUAAUAAAACCAGUCUUUUGUGCAAAAACUCUGUAUUGGUGCUACAUUUCCUUCCUAAACAAAGGAAAAGGUAUUGCACCAAUACAUCAUUAUUUCAUGUCAUAUAAUAUCCCAUACCAAUAUAUUAUUGGAAUAUAAUGUGUGUAGAGAUACUAUUUAAUUUAUUCACGUAUGUGUAAAAAUGCAGCAAGAUUAUAAGGCAUCCUAGUGGCAAUAUCAUAGAUAUUUGAAAAUUUUACACGGUACAUAGGGACUGAUUCAUAAUUUGGAAAAGGAAUUUCCAUAGUGGGAUAUAUGUGUGAGCAUUACAGCAAUAUGAAUAAAAUGUCAUUCCUAGGAGAAAAAGGUUCUGUUCCCAAAAGCUUAUUAUUACACCCAUUUUUCAGACGUCUGACAUUGAGGGGCAGAGACACUUAGGUGAAAUCAUCGACUAGUGCAUUUUAAUCACCAGUAAGAACCACACCACAUUUCUUGACUGGAGGUUUCUAGAAUGACCAAGAAGUGCGCUUGCCAAACACCAGUUUAGAGUAACUUUUUUUUUUUUUUUUU